Messenger RNA from Pistacia vera, 1203 nucleotides. RefSeq lists its product as uncharacterized. NCBI's taxonomy places the organism in Eukaryota, Viridiplantae, Streptophyta, Magnoliopsida, Sapindales, Anacardiaceae. Bases 442 to 612 code for a protein of 56 amino acids. The transcript has 5 exons. The record is from RefSeq and is a predicted model, not a curated record.
UUUUUUUAUACUAUCUUAUAAAUUCAAAACAUAGAGAGGAUGUGAGACGGAAGGUGUAUUGAUGCAUAUGUAGAAUGCUUGUAAAUUGUGGAUUAUGAUACCAAACUGUAUUGAGCUCAGUAUCCAGAUUUUGUGAUUGAAGUGGUAAAAGACUGAACUUGAGCAUAAAGAAAAAUAAUCAAACCAUUGUGCUGAAAGCAGGCUAUCCAGUUCAGUUUUCAAUGCUAUAUGCUAAUGAGAAUACGUUAAAAAAGAGAAGUGACGACACGUCGUUUUUUCUUCACUAACUCGAAAUGAAUCGCUGAUCCGGUCCAAAACUAAACCCUGAACCAACCCAUCAUACCGGGCAGGACCGGGUUCUGUUUGAAUUUGCCAAAGCCCUUCAAAAACCUAGAAGAAACCUUAAAAAGAAUAUCUCAGAAAUCAAAAUAAAUUCUGAAAAUGGAGAAAAAAUUCAGUCUGAUUCAAACAAUUGCCUCUGCCGCUGCAUUCUCUGCUGUUUCCGGAUGGUACGGAUUCAUGUUCGGAAGAGAAUCUGCUCGCAAGGAGCUGGAAAAAUUAAUCGAAGAUCUUCGCCGAGGAGAUUCACCUUCUCCUCCUCCUCAUUCUUAAUCGGUCCAUUUCUGAACUGUGGAAUUUUCAUGGUGGUUGGGCAUAUUCAGAUGCUUGGAUCAAGUUGUCAGUAAGAAGUGGAGAGAAAGAAUGGAACUGUCGCCAAUCACUAUUAAGUGUUGAACUGAAUCAAACUCAUUGCCGAGGUUUCUAAAAGCUGCUCCAUUGCCGAUUUCUUGCACCAUAUUUUUAAUGGAUUCUUACAUUACGUUGUCCAUUACUGAGGAUGUGUUUUUUCUGUAAAUGGUUGUCAUCAAACCAUAGCAUUUUGAUAAUGGUGCAGAUUUCUUCUCCUUUUCCUGGGAAGUUUGUAUUUUGUUGAUCUUAAGACCUGUUGGCAAUUAGCUGUGAGUGCUAAAAAUUUUAACUGUAUUAUGGGUCCAAUGACUUCCAAUUAUAGUGUUUUUGACAACAUAUUUGGUAUAAUUGAUUCCAGGAAUUUAUUAAUUUUCGAAUAAGAGGAUUGCCAACCCUGAGUACUUUGAAGGUGAUGCUCUCGAAGUUGCAUCAGUUGAUCACUUGAGUUUUAAGUAGUGUUUGAACAUCAUCACUAUUGAUUAUAUAGAAUAAAGAAUGAGUUGAAAGCCAUAA